Botrytis sinoallii is the source of this 192-nucleotide messenger RNA. RefSeq lists its product as uncharacterized. Bases 1 to 192 code for a protein of 63 amino acids. Lineage: Eukaryota; Fungi; Ascomycota; Leotiomycetes; Helotiales; Sclerotiniaceae. The record is from RefSeq and is a predicted model, not a curated record. The transcript has a single exon.
AUGUCCUCAAGCCCAUCUCACUUCACCUCCAAUGAGACGACGCAACAGCCUGCUACAUCCACAACAUACCAGACCAGCGCAGAUUUCACAAGACAGGAGAAACCAUAUCAUUCGAAAUCGACAAAGAAGAUACAAUUUUCGAAUAUAAGAUCCAGGGUGGACGUACGCUUGAAGAGUGUAUCAAGGGGUUGA